Rhodamnia argentea is the source of this 751-nucleotide messenger RNA. RefSeq lists its product as uncharacterized. The transcript has 3 exons. The record is from RefSeq and is a predicted model, not a curated record. NCBI's taxonomy places the organism in Eukaryota, Viridiplantae, Streptophyta, Magnoliopsida, Myrtales, Myrtaceae. The coding region runs from base 160 to 732 and encodes 190 amino acids.
UUUCAAAUGAAGUCAUCAAAACACCUUCCUUUGAUAUAGUCCCGGAGGAGAUUAUGCUGGAUCCUAGCCACUCGCGCUACUUUAAGGUCGAAGCGGAUCCCAUAUAGAAAUAGGAAAGGAACCACCACCCAGAAUGUGCUAUGUGCUUGUUCUUUUGACAUGAAAUUUACCUUCGUGUAUGCUGGAUGGGAAGGGUCAGCCAACGAUUGUCGGGUGCUCUCGGCCGCACUCGAAGAUCCUCAACAGAAUUUUCCUCGACCACCACCAGGCAAGUAUUACGUGGUAGAUUCUGGUUAUGCAGCACUUCCAGGAUUUUUAACGCCGUUUAAAGGUAAACGGUAUCAUUUGAAUGAUUAUAGAGGUAGAGGGAGACAAGCUAGAACAACAAGAGAAAUGUUCAACCAUAAGCACUCUUCACUUCGGAACGUAAUUGAGAGAGCAUUUGGGGCAUUGAAGAAACGGUUCUUUAUAUUGCAACACAUACCUUCCUUUCCAAUUCCGAAGCAAGCGCUCAUUGUGAUUGCAUGUUGCGCUCUUCACAAUUAUAUUCGCGACCAAGAUAGGAUAGACAGAAACUUUUCCGUUUAUGGUGAUCCCGACUACGCAUAUAUAUCUACAGAAGAAGAGGUUGUUGAUGGUGUAUCGGAUGUGCAGGCUAGUGAGAUGAACGUACUUAGGAAAAGUAUUGCAAAUAAAAUGGCAAUGGACUGCAAUAUGCCUCAAAUUCCAUGACUUUAUAUUUUUCAAUUAU